AAUGGGAUCAUCUUGUUGCGCUUAACAAGUUGCUGAAGAGCAAGAUAAUGAAUUAGAAAAUAAGUACAAGUACGAUCCUAACAAAUAACCAGCCAAGGGAGCUUUUAAGAAAUAAAAUGAGGACAAAAAAAUGGUCAAGUUUCCAACCAGAGUACGAUAAGAGGAUGAUGAAAAACAUAAGGGUGAGGAAGAGAGUCAGAUUGGCAAUCCUCUAAUUGAAGAAAGCGUUGUUGCGCCUGAUGCUAAAUCUCAUAAGUCACAACACACAUAGAAAUCUCAUUAAAAUAAUAAAAGAGGAUUAUUUAGCAAGCAGGUAAGUUAAUUUGUAAAAUGCGAAGAUGAUUGAUU
Paramecium pentaurelia is the source of this 348-nucleotide messenger RNA. The record is from the annotation of a GenBank genome assembly. NCBI's taxonomy places the organism in Eukaryota, Ciliophora, Oligohymenophorea, Peniculida, Parameciidae.